AGGGAGUUUGAGAGCGUGAUGAGCGACCCGAGGCGUCGAUGAACUACACUUCCCAUGCUCCUAAGCGAUGGAAGUGAUGUAAAGAGCAGACAGAAUUGGAGGGUUCGGGUAAAAAUGGCUGAAUAUUUAGCUUCGAUAUUCGGGACUGAGAAGGACAAGGUUAACUGCUCUUUUUACUUUAAGAUCGGGGCCUGCCGGCACGGGGACCGGUGCUCCCGGCUUCACAACAAACCGACUUUCAGCCAGACCAUAGUGCUGCUCAACCUGUACCGGAAUCCACAGAACACCGCCCAAACCGCAGACGGAUCGCAUUGUCACGUGAGCGACGUGGAGGUGCAAGAACACUAUGAUAACUUCUUCGAGGAGGUGUUUACGGAACUGCAGGAGAAGUACGGGGAGAUUGAAGAGAUGAAUGUGUGCGACAACCUGGGGGAUCACCUCGUAGGCAAUGUCUAUGUCAAGUUUCGGCGCGAGGAGGAUGCAGAGCGGGCAGUGGCUGAACUCAAUAACCGCUGGUUCAAUGGGCAGGCUGUGCAUGCCGAGCUGUCUCCUGUCACCGACUUCCGGGAGUCAUGCUGUCGGCAGUAUGAGAUGGGGGAAUGUACCCGGGGUGGCUUCUGCAACUUCAUGCACCUGCGACCCAUCUCCCGGAACCUCCGGCGGCAGCUCUACGGGCGGGGACCCAGGCGCAGGUCACCCCCAAGGUCUCAUACUGGCCACCGUCCCCGUGAAAGAAACCGACGACGAUCCCCAGACCAUCGGCAUGGCCGCUUCUGAGACUCUGGCCCCGUUGCCUGCCAUCCCGUUGCCUGCCAUCACUUCCUGGCCUGGAUACCUCCUCAAAGCCCCCUUAACUUCCUGGUGCCAUCUUCCCCAUGCUCCAGGGCUCCAUGAUAUAAUCUGUUCUACACAGGGACCUUCUCCUACUGCCCCUCCCCUAAUAAAGUUCUGUAUUGAGGGUU
This is a messenger RNA of Equus caballus (horse), 962 nucleotides long. RefSeq names its product U2 small nuclear RNA auxiliary factor 1 like 4 (gene U2AF1L4). Gene Ontology annotation, biological process: mRNA splicing, via spliceosome. The record is from RefSeq and is a predicted model, not a curated record. NCBI's taxonomy places the organism in Eukaryota, Metazoa, Chordata, Mammalia, Perissodactyla, Equidae. Gene Ontology annotation, cellular component: spliceosomal complex; U2AF complex. Gene Ontology annotation, molecular function: metal ion binding; pre-mRNA 3'-splice site binding.